Messenger RNA from Pogona vitticeps (central bearded dragon), 4625 nucleotides. RefSeq names its product polypeptide N-acetylgalactosaminyltransferase 7 (gene GALNT7). Gene Ontology annotation, biological process: protein O-linked glycosylation. The record is from RefSeq and is a predicted model, not a curated record. Gene Ontology annotation, molecular function: polypeptide N-acetylgalactosaminyltransferase activity. Gene Ontology annotation, cellular component: Golgi apparatus. NCBI's taxonomy places the organism in Eukaryota, Metazoa, Chordata, Lepidosauria, Squamata, Agamidae.
AUGCCUCAGAGGAAGCCACCAAAGGAGAAUCAAUUUGUCCGGCACCUAUCUAUGGAUCUUAUCCUUAGAGGUGAAAGACAGUACAAAAAGGUUAUUGGGUCCAUAGCUGAGACUUUGACCUUCAGCCUGGGGUUGCUGCUGCUCUGGUCGUCGCUCGCGCCCCGCGCGGAGGAGCCCAGCCCGGGCGGCCGGAUUCGGGAUAACAAAGAAGCCAGCAAUCUUGUGCCAAACAAUGGAGAUCAUGAUUCGAUUGCUAGAAAUGACAAAUUCAAGCCUGUGUUACCUUGGCCUCAUGUUGAAGGUGUGGAAGUAGACUUAGAGUCAAUUCGACGAAGGAAUAAGGCCAAAAAUGAAGGGAAUCCUCUUGCUGGAGUCAAUAACGAUCAACAAAACAUCAUGAAGCGGCAAUAUCUUACAUUUAAGCCACAGUCAUUUACUUACCAUGAUCCUGUAUUGCAUUCUGGAAUUCUUGGUAAUUUUGAACCCAAACAACCUGAACCCCAUGGAGUUGUAGGUGGCCCUGGUGAGGAAGCCAAGCCAUAUGUUUUGGGACCAGAGUAUAAAGAAUCUGUUCAAGCCAGCAUUAAAGAAUUUGGGUUUAACAUGGUAGCAAGUGAUAUGAUCUCAUUAGAUCGAAGCAUUAAUGACUUGCGUCAAGAAGAAUGCAAGUUCUGGCACUAUGAUGAAAACCUACUCACCUCCAGUGUUAUCAUUGUCUUCCAUAAUGAAGGAUGGUCUACACUUAUGAGGACAGUUCACAGUGUAAUUAAAAGAACUCCAAGGAAGUAUCUGGCUGAAAUUGUUUUGAUUGAUGAUUUUAGUAAUAAAGCACACUUAAAAGAGAGACUAGAGGAUUAUAUUAAGCAGUGGAAUGGCCUUGUAAAGAUUUUUCGAAAUGAGAGGAGAGAAGGUUUAAUUCAAGCUAGAAGCAUUGGAGCCCAGAAGGCUAAACUUGGACAGGUUUUAAUUUACCUUGAUGCCCAUUGCGAGGUGGCAGUAAAUUGGUAUGCACCACUAAUAGCUCCCAUAUCUAAAGACAGAACUACAUGCACUGUGCCUCUAAUAGAUUACAUAGAUGGGAAUGACUAUUCCAUUGAACCACAGCAAGGUGGGGAUGAAGAUGGUUUUGCCAGAGGGGCCUGGGACUGGAGCUUGCUAUGGAAACGUAUUCCAUUAAGCCACAAGGAAAAGGCAAAAAGAAAAUGUAAAACUGAGCCAUAUCGAUCACCUGCAAUGGCUGGUGGACUAUUUGCCAUUGAACGUGAUUUUUUUUUUGAACUGGGUCUCUAUGAUCCAGGUCUACAAAUUUGGGGUGGUGAAAACUUUGAAAUAUCUUACAAGAUUUGGCAGUGUGGAGGGAAGCUGCUGUUUGUCCCUUGUUCUCGUGUUGGACACAUUUAUCGUCUCCAGGGAUGGCAAGGAAAUCCACCUCCAGCAUAUGUUGGAUCAUCUCCUACUCUAAAGAACUAUGUCCGUGUUGUGGAGGUCUGGUGGGAUGAAUACAAAGAUUACUUCUAUGCUAGUCGCCCUGAGACAAAAGCGCUAGCCUAUGGUGACAUAUCUGACCUAAAGAAAUUUCGUGAAGAUCACAGAUGUAAAAGCUUUAAAUGGUUCAUGGAAGAGAUUGCUUAUGAUAUUACUUCUCACUAUCCUUUACCACCUAAAAAUGUGGAGUGGGGAGAGAUUAGAGGCCUUGAAACUGCAUACUGCAUAGAUAGUAUGGGGCAUACCAAUGGGGGAUUUGUGGAACUUGGACCAUGCCACAGAAUGGGAGGAAACCAACUCUUCAGAAUUAAUGAAGCUAACCAGCUCAUGCAGUAUGACCAGUGCUUGACGAGAGGGCCUGACGGAUCAAAAGUUAUGAUUACACACUGCAAUCUAAAUGAAUACAAGGAGUGGCAAUACUUCAAGAAUUUACAUAGAUUUACCCACAUCCCUUCAGGGAAGUGUUUGGACCGUUCUGAGGUUUUACACCAAGUGUUUGUUUCAGAGUGUGACUCCAGUAAAACAACACAGAAUUGGGAAAUGAACAAUAUUCUUAGUGUGUAGACAAAAUGGCCUGAUGCUACCUACUGACAACUUUAAUACAAAUAGGACUGAAGAUAACCUGAAAACUGCUGCAACUAUUAACUUUGUACAGCUGCGAGCCUGGAACCUCCUGAUCUGGAUGAAGGACAUAGAUGGACUGUGAUAGAUAUAUCAUCUGCAGUUAAUGUUUACAAAAACUGCUCUUACCUUAAACUUCAAUAGAUGUUUACAUCUCUUUUUGGUUUUUUGUUGUUGUAGGAUGUUCUUUUUUAAAAAUAUGUUUGAGUUGAUUGUUUGCGUGCUUUUAACUCUGUUUCUGUCAUACUGGAAUAAAGUUAAAAGUGCUGGGAUGGAUCCAAAGUGGCGCGAGGUUGCUUCUGCUCAUGCAAGUUUUGGCUCCUUCCACUGGCAGCCCCCCCCCCCGAAAAAGCCCUUCCUGAAGGACAUUCUGGAAUGGCUGUUUGACUGGUGUAAAGGGCUGGGAAGUGGCAAUUUCUUGUUUGAGUGUGUAAGUGCCUUACGCUUGUGCACAAGCAGGGGAAUUGGAUCCAGGUUUUUAAUGUUGUCUUGGGAUUAUACUCAGGGGUCUGCAGGCAGUUUUUUUUCCUUCAACAUUCACACUUGAAAAAGGCUGGAGUAACCAGACUUUGUCAUAACUUGGUGAUUAUCAACCCGUUGUACAUUGUUUUUACAUCUUAUCAAGCACUGCCACAGGUUUUCAGCCAGGGUGGCCUUCUUUCACAGUCAUGCUGCUUUUUUGAAAGAUGAAUUUUCAAUGUAUUUAGUGCCUCCUUAAUUUUUCCUUCUUGUCACAAAAACAGCAUUUCUCAUAGUAUGAGUAUGUUGAAAUGUCUCCUUUCUGGGGGGGAAAGAUGGCCCUCUUGGCUAUUAAGUACUUUAAUCUAUACUAAGGUAACAAGCUGAGGCAUAAGGCAUGUCAGAAAUGCUGCAUGAGGGCUCAAAAUAAUGCUGGUAACAUUUCAUAGGAAUCUUUGUAAAAGAAGGUUCUAGCUGAUAUAUAGGGUAGCACUUAAACCCAUGAACCACUUCUGUGAAAUAUUAAAGCAGCUCCAGUCUCCUAUUCUGCAAUAUCAAAUUGAAACUGAAAUUUAGCACUCUAUGAUGCAUUCACUGGAAGUCAGCACUUCAUACUACAGCUAAAAACACACAAGCCCUUACUUCCCUGCUGUAACAUGCCUUACAAUACCUGUGUAUGUCUCAAUCAAAAUAUGUCUAUAUCUGUACCAUAUAGGAGAGUAAAACUGAUCUGGUUCUUCACUUUUAUAGUGAUAAAUAGAAGUCAGUUAAAAAUGUAAUGUUGAAACAUUUCAAAAAUUUUCUGAGUCAUUUUACAAACUCUUGGCAUAUUAAGGAAUAUUAAAAACUAAGACCUAUAUAAAGAUUAAAAAUGGGCAGGUGAGAUACGAAAGUUGUUUUAUAAAGAAAUGACUUUAAAACAUUUCCGUUCAAGUAAUUUAAAAGGAUAUUUGAACCUUAAAUCUGAGGGCUUGAAACUUCCAUUGGUUUGGUCCCAUUACACAAUUGUGUCAUAACAUGAAAAAUAACAUUAAGGAUGAAAGAUAAAAAAAUAACAGAUGAUUAUUCUUUUUUUAAAAAGUUGAAUUUUAUUGUAAAAAUAAAAUGUUAACUUUUUGGAAAGAUAGUCAUUCAAAAACUUAAAAAAUACAUUGAAGACCUACUUCAAUAUGCAAUCCUAAAUUCAACAGAGAUCCCAGAUUUUACUGGAAUUAUUGUCAUGUAGUGGUCUCAGCAUGUCAUUGUGCACACCUAAAUUCUAGUGAACUGAAUUAGAUUGAUGUGACCAUGUAGAUUAUCAGGUCAAGAUUAAACUCAUAAAUGAUUUGAUUGCUGUUGCAAGUGAAUCUUAUUUUCCAUAGUAUAACUCCAUCACUUUCUCCAGUCCUAAAGUGAUGGAGAAGCUUUUUAUAAGGCCAGAUCUUGCUUGGCCUUAAAAGCAGACACAUGUAAUGUGAUUCGAACACACACACACACUGGCAUCAAUUGUUUCAACCUUCCUUUAAAAGGUGUUCAUUGUUAAAUUAGAAGACAGGAGGAAGAAACUGGGGGAAAAUAUAAUAUGGGUGUUGGGUACAUUUAUUAUUUGUAUUAAAAAUGAUUUUCAUUUUUCUUUCUUGGGCAAAUAUUAAUUUAAUCACAUUACUAUGCAUAUGUGAGGUUGCACAUAGAUUGUGCAGGUAUGUGUGUUAAAUGGGUGUUCCGUGCAAUUCCAUUAAAAUCCAAUACUGUGUGAAUAUGAAUCUGUAUUUUUAAAUUCCAAAUCUUACUAAAGAACACAAGCUGUUACUCCUAACUUUUCCUACUGUAAACUGCUUUUUAAAAAGUAGAUCCCAUAUUCUUGCUUUGUAAUUUGAUCACUAUGCAUUUCUACACAUUUUAUAAAUUUUGAUUUAUGCAGAUUUUGAUACACUGUAUGUUUCUGUAAAGAUUGUACAAAUCUUCAAUGAUUUUGCAAGGGAUAAACUGGGAACCUUAUGUAUAUCUUAAUUCUGGGUUGCUUGUUUUUUAGGUGAGGAAAAUAAAAUUUAACUUGUGGGUUUUACACAUUUGCACCAAAA